This is a messenger RNA of Durusdinium trenchii, 564 nucleotides long. The record is from the annotation of a GenBank genome assembly. NCBI's taxonomy places the organism in Eukaryota, Dinophyceae, Suessiales, Symbiodiniaceae.
UUUGGCUCAAGGAACCAAACCUGGAAAGCCAGUCUUACGAGCGCAAGCCUUUUUCUGGAGCCCAAAACCUCUAUGCCUGAAGGACGAAGAGGCAUCCAGCGAUGGCUGCUCAUGUGCAUGCUGGUUCCGUUGCUGUGGGUGGCGCCUUUAGGCUUACAGGCCGUGGGUGGCGCAUUUGUCACAGCCGGCACGAGCGCUUUACUCGGGCAAGACCCGGCGUGGCCUUUUCCGGCGCCUUCGGCGUCGGCCCCGACGGGCAAGGCAAGGUCCACACCGGCACGAGGGAGCAGACUCUCCGCAGAAAGCCGUCAGAGACUCGCCUCGUUGAAGCGGGAAGCUAUCCUGGCCUGCCUGAAAGCAGUGCGUGACGAUACCGAAGCUGUGGAGCUUUGUGCCAGGUUGAGCCGGAGGCUGUCGUACAUCAAGACCAUCAUCCGGAGGCAAAUGGAAGAUGCGGGCCUUUCCUUGGGUCAUGACUUGUGAGGAGCAAGUCAUCAGGAGUCGAUUCGACAUCCUCCACUGGCCGGACAACCAAAGCCGUUGAGGUUUUCAUUUGAGAGGCUC